GCUCCCUCCCCCGGUCCAGCCAGGUGUCAUCCACCUCCAAGUCACCCCCAUCCCCGUCCCUUACCUCAUGCGUCCGAAUUGCAACGACCGACCCGCGAACUGUAAGCUCCGCGAUCCCGUCCUUCAACAUCCCGCCAUCCUCCGGCCCGCCUUUUGUCUCGUCUCUCCUCCCCUCCUUCCUUUUCCUCCGGGCCAUGGACUGAAAUAUGACCGGCGGCACAAUUACUCAGGGAGGCAACAAGACGGGUGUCUACGCCGCCGCCGCGGCGCUGCGUCUACUGCUCUUUGUUGCGUUCCCCGGUCUGCCUGAUCUGCUGACUGGCCGCGUCGAGAUCUCGACCCCCGUGACAAGCUUCAAGCGACUACAAGAAGGCCUCUUCCUCUACAACCACAACGUCUCUCCCUACGACGGCGGCGUCUACCACCAAGCGCCCCUCUUCCUCCCCCUCUUCUCGCUGCUCCCCGAUCCGAAGUCGCUCCCCAUCUUCACACAUCUCCUCUAUAUCCUCGUCGACAUCUUGAGCGCAGAUGCCCUCUCUCGAAUUGCCGACUCUGGCGAGGCUGGGUCCUCGCGCCUCUUCACCUCCCCGCGCCGUGGCAAGAGGUGGAGUGGCCUCGUCGUCGCAUCGCUCUUUCUCUUCAACCCAUUCACAAUAGCAACAUGUGUCGGCCGCUCCACUUCCGUCUUCUCGACAUGCGCCAUCCUCCACGCUGUUGCCAAGGCCAUCUCCGGUGCGCCCCUCGGCGCAAUGGUCGCCCUCUCCUUUGCGACCUAUCUCUCCAUGUACCCUCUCCUCCUUCUGCCGCCCCUCCUGCUCCUCGCCUACGACCGCCAAGAUCCCUCACGUCGCGUCGCCUCUACCGUGCGCUUCGCUUUGACCAACGUCGCCGUCAUGGCCGCUGUCCUCGUCGCCCUGUUCCUCAUGUCCUUCCUCCUGACGGGCGGCUCCUGGGAGUUCCUGUCCAGCACCUACGGCGCCCAGCUGACGCUCAACGACCUGACGCCCAACGUGGGGCUGUGGUGGUACUUCUUCGUCGAAAUGUUCGAUUCGUUCCGCCCCUUCUUCCUCGCUGUCUUCUGGCUCCACCUCUCGAGCUACGUCGGCCCCCUGACCGUUCGCAUCCGCUCCCAGCCACUGGUGGUCAUCACCCUCCUGCUCGGCAUCUUCUCCAUCUUCAAGCCGUACCCCUCCAUCGCCGACAUGAGCCUGUUCCUGGCGAUGCUGUCGCUCUUCCGCCACGUCUUCCCCCUCAUGCGCUACACCUUCGUCGGCGCCGCCACCAUCAUGUACGCCUCGUUUCUCGGGCCGGCCUUCUACCACCUGUGGAUCUACGCCGGCAGCGGUAACGCCAACUUCUUCUACGCCAUCACCCUCGUGUGGAGCCUGGGCCAGAGCUUGCUCGUCAGCGACCUGACGUUCGCUGUGCUGCGCGACGAGUGGGAAGUCGAGCGGCCCGAGAUGGUCGGGAAGGAGAUCCGGCAGAUCUAAACGGGUGUGACUGGGCAGUUUUUGUCGAUCUUAUGCGCGGCGCCGAGGAAAAGACAGGAAGAAGAAGAAAAGAAAAAAAACCGUUGCGAGGUCUGCAACACCCCAUUAUAUGGGAGCUCUGAAUCGGACAUUGGUAGAAUAAAACGGUAGCAUGGGGAGAGGGCAUGGCGGACGGUUCAUGUAAACCAAAGAUAAUCGAAACAGUAUAGUACAUAUUCUU
Molecule: messenger RNA, 1710 nt
Organism: Colletotrichum navitas
Lineage: Eukaryota; Fungi; Ascomycota; Sordariomycetes; Glomerellales; Glomerellaceae
Product: GPI transamidase subunit PIG-U
Exons: 3
Coding region: 207-1490 (427 amino acids)
Biological process (GO): attachment of GPI anchor to protein
Cellular component (GO): membrane; GPI-anchor transamidase complex
Source: RefSeq, a predicted model, not a curated record